GGCCGGGGGCCCCAGCCCUGGACAGAUGCGGUGCCCAACUUGAUGCCACCCUCCGGCUUCUCUGGUAAGUGCCCCUCCUCUCUGUCCCAUGGCCGCAGCUGCUCUUUCCCGUAGCAGGCUCGGCGACCGGUGUGCCUGCCAAGGCUAGAGGCUUUGCACGCCUACCCCCACGCCGCACCCGCCAGCCAUUCAUCCUGGCCCCCUAGGACUUCAAUGGGAAAAGGAAAUGUCCCAGGUGCCCCUGGGUAGACAUGCAGCAAAGAGACCUCCCCUCUGGCUCCCCUACCCUGGGGAAGGGUUUUUCCCCACAGUCACGGUGGAAGUUCCAGAAAUCUUUCCCCCGGGACGCCCCUCCCUCCCAUGCAGGUCCCUGGGCCUCGAUAUGCUGUGCUUUAAAGAGGACAUCCUUGUUCACUUGGGUCUCCGGACCGCCACAUCCGGCAACAAAAAAAAGCUCCCCGUCUUUGUCGGGGCGAUGCCCUAGGCCCCACCCCACCGACAGAACGGAGUAGUUCGACACCUAUCUCUAACUGCAAAGUGGCCGAAGCCGGUCCUGUGGCCACAGGGGUUGGCAAGGGAAGUUUGUGACUAAAGGAACCACCUUAUUACAAUAAAAGCGGUCGGCCCGCGGUCCCCAGCCCCUGGCCCAGCAGGCUGGAGGGCCAAGGGGGGAAUUCACAGGGCAGGGAGGAAGGAGGCUGAGUUACACGCCUCACUGCACUUGAGCUGAACGCAGAGCAACAGGGAUGAGCAGGAACUGCAGUGGCAGUGAUGGAGAGCCGGCUGUCAGGUGGACUUCCCAGAAGAGGCACGGGAGGAGGAGGGAGGCUGGGGCAGUUCUGUCCCCAGAGAGCUCCUGGCUGGCCCUGCCGCACAUGGGUACCUGUUAGGUGUGUGCAGCAGCCCGGACCCCCAGCCGUCCUUUCUCAGCCUGGAGCCUCAGCUGGUUUCCCGCAUCCCUCUGCGCAUCUGGCCUCAUUCUCUAAGUUUCCCAAAGCUACCACCUUCUGAGGUGCUGUAGGUGUCCACCAGGCGACCCUAGAGCGGGAGGGAAGGGGUGGGAAUCACAGCAGCUCUUAGACUAACUGUCUCGCCUCAUUUCCACGUGGGAGGAAACAUGGCGCGCGGUGGAGAGAACCUGCAGCCCCAGAGCUCCGCGGUGGUCAGGGUCUGCAGCCUGGGAGAAACCCGGAUGUGGCCUCCCAGGGCAUCGGCUGGCUCCUGCUCCCAUUGUGGUGACUGUUGCCCCUUGCCGAUUCUAAUACUUCCUCCCCCUUUUGGGGUCCCUGCUGGUGCUCGACAGGGUGAGUCAGGAGACUCUCGCCACCUCAAUCCCUUCUCUAUUAUGUCCUCCUCAUGGCCACCUUCCUGCCACUGCCCAGGUCCCCCCGGUUUCCGGAGCCCCCUGUGAGUGGGCAGGUUCUGCACACUCCUGUGCCCGGACACCUGCUGUGUCGGCCCAGGGCUCCUCUCUUCCAACCCCACAGCAUCUGUUCCGAUGCUGCUGCUCCUCUCCUAUCUAAGCCUCCCCAGUUCACAGUCUGUCCCGUGCAUUCUGGGGAAACCCAGGCCAAAGGGGACAAGGGUGCACCCUCAGCUUCACACACUGAGCCAGUGUGGAAGCACCACUGAGGAAAGAUGUAAGAGGACCCAGCGACGGAACUUGGAGCCCGGGCAGCCCUAGGGUCCCUCACCCACCGCAGCUUGGUCUGCGGGAGCCCCUUGGCGGCUCUUGGGAGGAAUUCACAGCUUCCACAUCCAGUGGUCCCUGCACCCUGUGUGCAUCCUGAGCCACAGCUAAUGCGUAGUUUGGCUGCCCUCCACACAGGCAUUCUGGGGACACAGGCUCUGCCAGCCUGGGGGCAGAGCUGAGACCUGCACGGCUUCCAGCCUUGGGUGACUUAGUCAAGGACCGAAGAGGGCAUGGAUGCGGCUGCAGCCCCAAAGCGAGCCUGGCCCCCCUGGCCUCGCCUCCUCUUCCUGCUCCUCCUGCCUGUGGGGAGCUGGGGCAGCUGUCCUGCCCCGUGCGACUGUGCCUCCCAGCCCCGGGCAGUGCUCUGUGGCCACAGGCGACUGGAGGCCGUCCCGGGGGGCCUCCCGCUGGACACUGAGCUCCUGGACCUGAGUGGGAACCGCCUAUGGGGGCUUCAGCGGGGCAUGCUCUCCCGCCUGGGCCUGCUCCGGGAACUGGACCUCAGCUAUAACCAGCUCUCCACCCUGGAGCCCGGGGCCUUCGAGGGCCUGCAAAGUCUGCUCACCCUGAGGCUGCAGGGCAAUCGUCUGCGAAUCGUGGGGCCGGGGGUCUUCUUAGGCCUGUCUGCCCUCACGCUGCUGGACCUCCGCCUCAACCAGAUCGUCCUCUUCCUAGACGGGGCGUUUGCGGAGCUGGGCAGCCUGCAGCAGCUGGAGGUUGGGGACAACCACCUGGUGUUCGUGGCUCCGGGGGCCUUUGCAGGGCUGACCAAGCUGAGCGCCCUCACCCUGGAGCGCUGUAACCUCAGCACAGUGCCCGGCCUAGCCCUCGCCCGUCUCCCGGCCCUGCUGGACCUAAGGCUUCGAGAGCUGGAUAUUGAGAGGCUGCCGGCGGGAGCCCUCCGGGGCCUGGGACAGCUAAAGCAGCUGGAGAUCCACCACUGGCCAUCUCUGGAGGCUCUGGACCCUGGCAGCCUGGCCGGGCUCAACCUCAGCAGCCUAGCCAUCACCCACUGCAACCUGAGCUCAGUGCCCUUCCAGGCACUGUACCACCUGACCUUCCUCAGGGUCUUGGAUCUGUCUCAGAACCCCAUCUCGGCCAUCCCAGCUCGAAGGCUCAGCCCCCUGGUGCGGCUCCAGGAGCUCCGACUGUCAGGGGCCUGCCUCACCUCCAUCGCCGCCCACGCCUUCCAUGGCUUAACCGCUUUCCACCUCCUGGAUGUUGCAAACAACGCCCUCCAGACGCUCGAAGAAACGGCCUUCCCUUCCCCGGAAAAGCUGGUCACCCUGAGGCUGUCCGGCAACCCCCUGACCUGUGACUGCCGCCUGCUCUGGCUGCUCCGGCUGCGCCGCCGCCUGGACUUUGGCACAUCGCCCCCUGCCUGCGCGGGCCCCCGGCAUGUCCAGGGGAAGAGUCUGAGGGACUUUUCCGACAUCCUGCCUCCAGGGCACUUCACCUGCCAACCAGCCCUGAUCCGGAAGUCAGGGCCCCGGUGGGUCAUUGCCGAGGAGGGGGGCCACGCCGUGUUCUCCUGCUCUGGGGAUGGCGACCCCGCCCCCACGGUCUCCUGGAUGCGGCCUCAGGGGACUUGGCUGGGAAGGGGCGGGAGAGUCCGGGUGCUAGAGGACGGGACGCUGGAGAUCCGUUCGGUGCAGCUGCGGGACCGAGGGGCCUAUGUCUGUGUGGUCAGCAACGUGGCUGGGAAUGACUCCCUGAGGACCUGGCUGGAGGUGAUCCAGGUGGAGCCCCCGAACGGCACUCUCUCCGAUCCCAACAUCACCAUGCCAGGGGUUCCUCGGCCUUUCUUCCUGGAUGGCAGAGGCGUGGCCAUGGUGCUGGCCGUUGGCUUCCUCCCCUUCCUCACCUCUGUGACCCUCUGCUUUGGCCUCAUUGCCCUCUGGAGCAAGGGCAAGGGCCGCGUCAAACAUCACAUGACCUUUGAGUUUGUGGCGCCCCGGCCCUCCGGGGAUAAGAACUCUGUGGGCAAUCGAGUCACUGCCAAGCUCUUCUGACCUUUCCUUCCUCCCGGGCGACCCAGCCACGUCUGCUUCAGCUGCCAGAGGAAAGGGGGAAGGAAGCCCACUUGAACCUGAACCUAGUCCCGAGUGGCACAGGCCCCCACCUCAUCCUGCCUGCCCUGCGCCAGCGGCUGGUGCUGCCUUGUGAGAGGGGCUCUGUGCCCUGCCUUUUCCAGUCUCAGGACAGCGGCAGCUCCUCUAGGGUCCCAGGAGCUGCAGAUCCAGAGUCUGCAGUCAAACCAGCCCACCCUCUGAUACCCCCACCCCCCCAUCCACCCCCACACAGGAAGCAUAAUCAAGGCACCAGUCUGCUGGUCUAACCAUUGAGCUCUCCUCACUCACACUUAGAUCCUCUGAUAAGCAAUACGAGCUUUGCCAGGCACAGCUGCGUUUACUUUGGACGGGACUGGGGGUUCCAUCUGGAGUCUCUGCUCCUCCACCAGGCAUCUACCCUUCUUUUCUGCUCCCUGCACCCAGGCCUACUCCAGGCCCCAGCUGCAAGGAGCUAGAGUCAGGGCCCCUGAGGUUUAGGAGACAAGGGUGCAGGGCGCCGGGUGUGGGAGGACACAGUGCUGUCUCUGCAUGAGCCUCCAUCACCUUCCUCUGGCUGCCAAAUGGCCGCAACGGUAGCAGCCAAAACUAAACACGAGCUCUGGAAUUUUCUUGACUCCAGGCUAUUUCUUCCCUCUCCUACCCUCUCCCACUGCCCACUGAUCCUGUGCCCCCAUGGCCUUGCCCCUAGGGAACCCCGCCUGACAAACAGGGGAAGGCGGCCCCUGGGUGGGUCAGCACGCUCAGGCGUCUCCCACCUGCUCUCCUCUCGCGCUGGCACUGCCGGACAGAGGAUCCUCCCUGCGCAGGGGAUUCCCAGGCAAAAUUUCCAACCUAGGAUACCCAGCUCCCCGCCCCGGGAUCUCCCUGCCCGUCCUCGGUCACAGACCCCUCGUGCCCUUGGGGGAAAACCAGGAGGGAACACCAAGAAAGUGACUGAGAAAAGUGAGACUCGGCUGCUGUCCAAGGAGAGAGACCCAGGACAGCAGCGAGGAGGGACGCAGCAGGGACAGCCUGCCGGCAGCUCUCCCCACCCCCGCCCCGCGUUCAGCACAGCCCCUCCAUCUGGAAGCUGUGUGGGGACCCCAGGCUAGGAAGCAGAGCAAGGUGUGGACCUGCAGACUCCCCACCCCGGGUGGGGGGGCUGUGCUUCAAAAAGAGGACAAACAGGGGGUGCUAGGAACCAGAGAGACGGCCACAGGCUCAGCCUCGUCAGCAGGGGAGGAGCCACAGAGAAGGGAGAAUCACGCGGCCCCGGGGAGCCUUUCUCUCCGCAGCAGCAUGUGCCCUGUGUCCUCAGUUCCCCUCCACCUUCUGCGGCCCCCACCCACCCCGAUGCCGAACCGCUGGCACACACGCCGCCGAGCCUCCUGGCUGAUUCGGGCUGCUGCUGUCCUUGCUCUGGGCGGACUGCACUCAUUAGAAGACUUCCAGCUCAGCCUGCCCCUGGCAGGCAAGAAGGAACUGGUGCCAUUGAGGCAGCGCCGCCCGGCUUCCUGGGCAGACAAGCUCUAAACAGGAGCCAGAGCCAGAGGUGAAUCUGAGAACCCCAAAGUCUGGAGAGUGAGAAUGGAGAAACCCAUGUUCCCGACAGGCCUGUGUCCCUGAGUUUCCAACCUCCCCCACCCCCAGCACCCCUGCGACCUUCCCCACUACACUUUAUAAUGUUCCAGAAAGUUUUCCCAGGGCCCAGCCCUCCUCUCCUCCCCAUCGUCCCCACUAGCAUAUCUGGUUGGGACUUGGGUCCUGAAUGUUCUUGCUCACUGCUCUCUGCACUGCAGAUAAGGGCAGAGGCAGCCAGAGUCUCGCAGUAUCCAGAGCAGUGCUGCCCAAUAGAGACAGGAUUCAAGAAACAUCGGCAAUUCACAUUUCCCAGGAGCCACACUUGAGGAAUGGAAACGAGGGGAUGGCAUUUGACCUAGUGGCUGGGAUGCAGCUUGGGACUCCUGGAUCCCAUUCUGGAGUUCCUGGGAUCAAUACCAGGCUUCUGCACCACCUGGAAGGCAGCAGAUGAUGGCUCAAGUGCUUGGCUCCCAGCCACCCAUGUGGGAGACUCUGAUGAAGUUCUGGGCUCCUAACUUCAGCCUCACACAGCCCCAGCUGUUCUGGGCAUUUGGAGGGUGAACCAGCAAAUGGAAGAUCUCUCUGUCUC
Messenger RNA from Lepus europaeus (European hare), 5914 nucleotides. RefSeq names its product leucine rich repeat and Ig domain containing 4 (gene LINGO4). Lineage: Eukaryota; Metazoa; Chordata; Mammalia; Lagomorpha; Leporidae. The record is from RefSeq and is a predicted model, not a curated record. The transcript has 2 exons. The coding region runs from base 1924 to 3705 and encodes 593 amino acids. Gene Ontology annotation, cellular component: extracellular matrix. Gene Ontology annotation, molecular function: protein binding.